Molecule: messenger RNA, 2106 nt
Organism: Suillus paluster
Lineage: Eukaryota; Fungi; Basidiomycota; Agaricomycetes; Boletales; Suillaceae
Exons: 8
Coding region: 1-2106 (701 amino acids)
Source: RefSeq, a predicted model, not a curated record
AUGGCAACUCCCAUCUCUCCUCGACGUACAUGUGCCAAAAAUGUGUCACAGCACCCUGGGCAAGUUGUUUUAGAAGGUCAAAGGAAGCGACGCACCCAGGCCCAGAUCAAAGAAGACAAGCACCAUGCCAGAGAAGGACAGGCAGUCCAGGAAGCUGCUGCCACUCAAGCGACUGGGAAGACAAAGCCAGUAAAGCCUCAUCCUAAGGUGGUCAAGAAGAAGCCAACAGCAAAAGGUGCAGCCACCUCAGAGAGUUUCCAGGUGCCUCCAGUACAGGCGAUGGUUCAAGGUGCAGAUGAUCGCACCAUGCUGAGGAGGAGGUGUGCUGAUGGUGCAGACAUAGGAAAUUGUGGCAAUGGCGAUGUGAUAGGGAAUUUGGAUGCCGCAAAGCCGAAGAAGAAUUUGAAGAAGGUCAACAACAUGUUGCGUGAGGCAAUCAACGCUGCAAAGAGGCAGAUUGUUGAUGGAGACCUGCACAAAGGCAAGGCACAGGCUGCCAGUGACAAGAAAGGAAAUCCUAUCGUGUCAGUGCUGAUGCUCACCAAAUCAACCCUCUACUUCAUGACCCGUACUUGGGCGCUCAGCAAUAAAAAAUUCAAUUUAUUGGGAGAGGUUAAGGACUGGCACAAUCAUGUAGAGCCUGGGACAAACACCAAAAACUACCCAGUUGCUAGUGACGUUCAAUCUGUUUCAGCCGAAAAUGUUUUGAAGUUGGCAACUAGUACUUUCUUAUCGAGUCAGACGGCGGCAACCACUGUCUCACUAGCCAAGGACCCUCCCCCUACUUUGUACGAUCUUUCAGAGGCUUCUGCAUCAGAUGAGGAUGAUGAGUUUGAAGAAUACCUGUCCGCCCCCGCAGGUAGUGGCAAAGUGAAGGCAGUAAUGCAGAGUGUUGUAGGGAUUGUAGAACCAUACUCAGAUGAGGAAGUGCCAGUGUCCAUUCCAUUCAACUUAUUACCAUUCUCUCAACAAGCUGAAAUUGUGACAUAUGCUUUAGAGCAGUCUACUCGCACCAUCAGUGUCACAAAGUGGACAAUCAAAGAAAUCGACAAGGAAUAUGACAUGGACUCGGACGCUGAUUUAAUGAUACUUGACAGCGAGGAUGUUGAAGUUAUCUCUCCCAACUCAGAGGUCGAGGAGGUUCCCAAGCCCAUGCACACCACUACAAAGACCAGUGUAACGGUUUCCGAGAACCCAAACCCACCCAAGAAAGCAAAAGUGGAAUCAAUGAGUUCCCCUAGUAUUCUGGUAUCGCCCAAGCCCAAUUUGAUGUCUGCUGACACAGCAAUAAAGCCAAAACCUGGAUACCAAUGGCGAAACACUGAUCUCCCACCAAUCAUGUUGGAGAACAGCACGUGGCACAGGAAUUUUAUCCCGACUGUUUUUCUUUGGGCAGGCCCUCAGCCGAACUUCUGGACAAUUGAGACUGAGCAUUUACUCCCAGCACUCCAGGCUAUUUUUGAGGUUGCAUAUCCAGGAGUAAUGCAUAAUGUUCAACCGAAAGGCCCUAUCAUAGGCUUGAGCGAAGAGGAUGACGACUUCGACUUUGAACAGGCGCUGGUGGCAAAUCUUCUCGAGCAGUAUGCCUUCCUCUACGAGAAUCCAGACACUUGCGACCCCGACGAGAUCUACCGGUCCGCAUUCAUGUUAGAAAUGAUUGAGACAGCUCAUCUCAAUGCAACUGCUGGAUCCCUCAAUGUACCAGCACUCAACACCCAUGAUCUGCAAUCAAAGGGUAUGGAGACUAUAAUUGCCGCAUGCGCUGCCACACUCAAACAUGCUUUCUCCUUCAUUGGAAAACCAAAAGAGGAUGAGGACGCCCAAACCACCACUAGCAGCACGAAGGGCGGUAGUAUGACUCGCAAGCUCAAUAAAGCCACCGGCAAAGAGAGCACUGCGGCAAAGGCCUUUUCUGAGAUUAACUGUGGGGCCACAAUGGCUGAAUACUAUGAAUCCAUUAUGAGACAUGGACCGCAGUACACAGUGGAUACGAUUGACUUGGUGCACUGGCACCAGGAGGCAGCUCAAGUCAAAAAUGCUCCCAUUGAGACCAUGAAACCCAGGGAUGGAUGUGCACUGCUCUCUAUGAUGCAUCAAGCCUGCUAA